Messenger RNA from Meyerozyma guilliermondii ATCC 6260, 591 nucleotides. Its product is annotated as H(+)-transporting V0 sector ATPase subunit c''. The record is from RefSeq and is a predicted model, not a curated record. Gene Ontology annotation, biological process: proton transmembrane transport. The coding region runs from base 1 to 591 and encodes 196 amino acids. Lineage: Eukaryota; Fungi; Ascomycota; Pichiomycetes; Serinales; Debaryomycetaceae. The transcript has a single exon. Gene Ontology annotation, cellular component: proton-transporting V-type ATPase, V0 domain. Gene Ontology annotation, molecular function: proton-transporting ATPase activity, rotational mechanism.
AUGUCUUACUUUCAAUUGGCACCAGUGGCAGCCAUCGCCGUGGUCGGUGGCUACAUGCUAUUCACUGGGUCUGGAGAAUCAUUUAAUGUGGGCGAAUUUCUCCAAACAACCUCCCCAUACAUGUGGGCAACUUUGGGAAUCGCCGCCUGUAUUGGAUUAUCUGUCGUGGGGGCAGCAUGGGGAAUAUUCGUUACUGGUUCCUCCAUUAUAGGUGCCGGAGUCAAGGCUCCCAGAAUCACCACCAAAAAUUUGAUUUCCAUCAUUUUCUGUGAAGUGGUGGCCAUCUAUGGUUUGAUCAUGGCCAUUGUGUUUUCUUCAAAACUCACCAAUGUGCUGGAAUCGGCAUUGUUUUCGAAAGAAAACCUCUAUACUGGCUACUCAUUGUUCUGGGCGGGAAUAACCGUGGGUGUUUCCAACUUGAUUUGUGGAGUUGCCGUUGGUAUAACUGGGUCCACGGCGGCCAUCAGUGAUGCCGCUGAUUCGUCAUUAUUCGUCAAGAUUUUGGUCAUUGAGAUCUUUGGCUCGGUGUUGGGGUUGUUCGGCUUGAUUGUUGGGUUGUUGAUGGCCGCCAAGGCCCAGGAAUUCCAGUGA